Messenger RNA from Cyprinus carpio (common carp), 3177 nucleotides. Its product is annotated as solute carrier family 25 member 36-A. Gene Ontology annotation, cellular component: mitochondrion. Gene Ontology annotation, molecular function: pyrimidine nucleotide transmembrane transporter activity. Gene Ontology annotation, biological process: pyrimidine nucleotide import into mitochondrion. The record is from RefSeq and is a predicted model, not a curated record. Lineage: Eukaryota; Metazoa; Chordata; Actinopteri; Cypriniformes; Cyprinidae.
GUCUGCUGUCCAUCUCAGUCAGUCAGCUCUUCAGCAGCCUCUGAAUCACAGACACCACCGACUCUACGCGGAUUUAGCUCCAGAAAAACGCGUCCCCUGCAACCACAACCUCGAUAUCCAAUAGCCGUCUGUGUCGUUCUAAAGAAAAGAUCGUGAUAAAUUAAAAACUGGCCGGCUAGAAGCAGAAAAGAGGCGUCUGCGCACAUCAGCAGCCGUUAGCGGGCUGAGCUAGCUGCAUCGCGCGACGCAUCUCGCCCGCGAGACGUCGGGCUGAAUAACUGUGCGCUUUAUUGUCCUCAUCCACAUCAAUUAAACUGAACGGUACAUCAGAAUCGCAGCGGGUUCGGCGGAGCUGUCCGGCUCUUGCUCACACUGCAGGCCUGGGUGUGGGUGCGGAGAAUGCUAAAGGAUGAGUCAGAGGGACACCCUGGUUCAUCUGUUUGCUGGAGGCUGUGGUGGCACUGUAGGUGCAAUACUGACAUGUCCUUUGGAGGUGGUGAAGACGAGGCUGCAGUCUUCUUCGGUGACUCUUUACAUCUCUGAGGUUCAGCUCAGCACUGUGAAUGGUGCCAGUGUGGCCCGCAUGUCCCCACCGGGGCCUCUGCACUGUCUCAAGUUAAUACUGGAGAAAGAAGGUCCUCGCUCACUCUUUAGGGGGCUGGGGCCCAACUUGGUGGGAGUGGCUCCAUCCAGAGCAAUUUAUUUUGCUGCCUACUCCACAGCCAAAGAGAAGCUGAACAAUGUUUUUGAUCCUGACUCCACACAGGUGCACAUGCUGUCCGCUGGUUUAGCAGGGUUCACUGCCAUUACAGCAACCAACCCGAUCUGGCUUAUAAAGACUCGAUUGCAGCUUGAUGCCAGGAACCGUGGAGAACGGCGCAUGAGUGCAUUUGAGUGUGUGCGGCGGGUCUAUCAGUCAGAUGGGUUACGGGGAUUCUACAGAGGCAUGUCUGCUUCUUAUGCUGGCAUAUCAGAGACUGUCAUCCACUUUGUCAUCUAUGAAAGCAUUAAACGCAAACUCAUUGAGUCCAAGGCCAACGCUAACAUGGAUGACGAAGAUGAAUCUGUAAAAGAUGCUUCGGACUUUGUUGGAAUGAUGCUGGCUGCUGCCACAUCCAAGACUUGCGCCACCUCAAUUGCUUAUCCUCACGAGGUUAUUCGUACCAGACUACGUGAGGAGGGCAGCAAGUAUCGUUCGUUCUUCCAAACUCUAAAUAUGGUGUUCCGGGAGGAGGGUUACAGAGCACUGUACCGAGGCCUCACAACUCAUCUGGUCCGACAGAUUCCUAACACUGCUAUAAUGAUGUGCACCUAUGAGCUGGUGGUCUACCUGCUCAAUGGUUAACAGAUGGAGAGAGAACAAGAAAGAGAGGGAGAGAGACCGAGCGAGAGAGACGAACAGGGUGAGAAAGCAAAAGCUAAAUGGAGACCGAGAGAGAGAGAUUGUCCCAGGCUUAGACCAAAGGAAGAAGAACAAGUCCUAGAAACGCAUUGUCAACCCCGACCCCCAAAAGGGGGCUAUAGACUCUGAGAAACAGAGGGAUUCGAGCCUGUCAGACUGGAGAGAGUUUCAAAAAAGUAUGAGCGAUGGUGAACAGAUACGCUAAAGCGGUCUGUCCGUUUCUUUCAAAAUGUUUUACGAAAAGUCCUUUUUGAAAGGACAAUCAAAGAGGAGAAUGCUUGAAGAAAAAACAAAAGCCUGAAUUGGCUGGGGAAAAAAAAAGCUCUUUCAAAAAUCAUUUUAUCUGAGCCAUUGUUUUAACAGAAGAAAAACAAACCCGUCAAGAUCUAAAAUGGCUGAAGGUCUUUGAAGAAAAAGAAGCACAAGUGUUUUUCAGAUGUGGCAUAUUAGCACUACUGUAAAGGAUGUUUUUCUUAUUUCACCAUUUCAUAAAGAUGACGUUUUGUCUUUCCAGAGUUUAAUUCAAGCAUUCUCCUCUAGAGGUCACCUUCCACUCUUUCCAAACUGGCAGAUGGUUGUCUGCGCACAAAUGUCCAUUUGCUGUCGUUAAAUUGACGGUCACGUGAUCUGUGGCCCCUCAUGUGCUUCAAACUGAAGUGUUUCUUUGUUAGGUUCAUGUCAAGUUUAACCAUACUUAUUUUGUGUGUUUUUUCGAUGAUCAUACCAUUGUCCUAAUAUCAGUAUAGUGUAUACUUUGGGGUGGUAUUUUUGAAUUGGAAGAUUUUGUCCUGCUUGCGUCACUGGGCCUAUUUGAACUGAGAUGGAGCGUUCUCGAGUUUAUCGCCACCGUUGACUGCUGCAAAGCCUCUACUUGAAUCCCAGGUGUCCGAUGGCUAAAUGGUAGUGGCUAAUGCUAUCCCUGAGCAUGUUGCCUACAAACAACAUGCCACGUCAUGACGAUAUUAUUCGUCAUAAGGCAAUAGUCAUUUUUCCACUUUUGAGUGGGAAUACAAGCUGCAGAAUUGUUCCCACCUUACAGAUUUCUCUAACAGUGGCUUCUGACUGACCGUUUAUGCACUUUGUGGCCUGUCUAGGCUUGCGCAAAACUUUUUUUUUUUUUUUUUCUGUUUGGAACAAUUUUGAUCUUGUAUUGUAAAAAACAUAGUAUUACUAUGUAAGCAAGACAAUGUUUUGCUGAACAGUUCCCUUUGGAAGUUAUUGUACAGUUCAGUGUACUAUAGUUUUAGUGAAGGAUAUUCUUGUAUGUGUAUAUACUGUAUGUAUGCAUAUCAAAUAUCCAGUGUUCAUAACUUAAGUCCUCUGAUUAUGCAGUAGUAUUAUUUGAAUGACUGCAUUUGUUUGAUAGAUUUAUCACAGAAGGAUGUUGUGAAACUCAUUUGGUUGAAUGUUAAUGAUUUUUUUUAUGCAUUUUAUAAAAUUUUGUUUAUCACUCCUCAUUCUGGCCCUGGACUCUUUGCUUGAAAAGGAGUCAUAAUUUUAUUUUAUUUUUUUCUUUCCAGGUUUUUUCAUCUCGCUUGUUUGUUUACAUUACUGUUCACACCCUCAUGAUAUGAAGGAUCUCAAACUGUUCAUGUUGGUGAUUUAGAUGUUAUCCACAUCAUUUCCACAGACAGUUUGUUACCAACAUGUUGGCUUAAACUGAUAAUUUAAGUUAAUUAUAUUAAACCUCAUGUUGGUAGAUCCCAUACAGAGCCUCUAAUGGUCCUGUAAGUAUCUUUUGAAUGUGUUUUUUUUUUUUUUUUUUUUUUUUUUUU